GGCGCUGUGAGUCAAUCUGCGGAGUGUCACUUCCGGUGCAGUUCCCUGUCCGGUAGUGGCUAGCGGUAUUAAAGUUUAGAAACUACAAUAAGGGGAAAUGACAGCUUUCUCCGAGUUUUAACAUAUAGUGACUGAUUUUUAAUGUUGUAGUAGAUUAUUUCGCCCAGGUGUCGUUGCUCUUGCUGUGUGUUUUCCAGCGCUUCACUGUAACCGAGAUUGAGCAGGUAGCAUACUGCAGGCUAAAGUUAAGGACUGACUGCUGUCAGGAUGUAAACAUCAUCCCUGACAAACUUCAACAGCAGGAUCUUUCUGCUCUGUUAUGAUUUUUCCCUUCGUUUGGAUGUGAAUUAGUGUCUCUAAUGUUAUGUCACGAUGCCUCUCGCUCCUGCUAACCAGUCUCAGUUGAUUCGGUCCAGCCAGAAGGAUCAAUAUUACCAAACCUUCCUGAGAAACAACGCUAACGAGACUUUUCAGACACUUGCUGGAUCGAAACGAUGGCUGGACUGGAGGAGAGAGAUAGAGCUGCUGUCAGACUUUGUGUACUAUGGUUUAACAACUCUUCAGUUUGAUAUUCCCCCCUCUCUAGGUUUUCAAACUCUAGGAGAAGAGUACGUCAACAUCGUCCAGGUGGACCCUACCAAACGUCAGAUCCCCAAGACCAGACGUGGCCUCUUCAUCCUCUGUCAUGCCUUCUUCCCCUACCUCCUGGAUAAGGUCCUGGUGUGUCUGGAGAACGAGCUGGAGGAGGGCAGGAGAUCAGAAGGUGUCAGCCGGCGGCAGGCGGCGUCUGGCUGGUGGAGCCUGGAGUCGUGGCUGAAGAGAUGGUUGCAGCGGGCCGUGGGGAUGCUGUCAGAGCCUCAGAGGAGAGCGUGUCUGCCGGUGGUGUUCGUCCUGCAGCAGAGUCUGACGCUCCUGCACCGGCUGCAUGUGGCUCUGUUCUACAUCAGCGGCUCCUUCUAUCACCUGUCCAGAGGGCGGCUGGAAUCGGCUACUGCGCGUGAUGGGUCUGAAUGGCGAUGUGAUGGGACCAUCAGGAGUAGCUACAGGCUGCUGGGGGCCGUUUCCCUCCUCCAGCUGCUCAUCACGUUGUGUCUGCAGCUCAACAACUUCAAGACAGAGGCAAGAGCCAGCCAGGAGUGGAAGCUCUACAGGAACCUCAGUCCUCAGAAGACUCAGAGCCCGGGCUCCAGAGCUGCUCGCUGUAUCCUCUGUCUGGAGGAGAGGAGACACUCCACCUCCACCCCCUGUGGACACCUCUUCUGCUGGGAGUGCAUCACAGAGUGGUGCAACACCAAGGCAGAGUGUCCUCUGUGCCGGGAGAAGUUCCUGCCUCACAGACUGGUUUACCUCAGGAACUACAGAUAGACCUACAGUCUGAGACCACACACACACGCUGAUGUUGAUUGUGAUGUUCCUGCCACUCAGGAAGACGUGGAGACGUAAACAUUGUUCUCCAUCAGUCGUCUUCCUCUUCUUCUUCUUCUUAUCUUGUCACGGUUAAUUAACUUGCCGCUGAUGAGGAGGAGAAGUUGUUGAUUCAGGAGUUUGAUUGUAUCAGUCAGAUCAUGUAAAUAUUGUUUCAUUUAAUUAAACACAUCCAAAUAAAACAUGUGAAUCCUUCAAA
Notolabrus celidotus (New Zealand spotty) is the source of this 1624-nucleotide messenger RNA. RefSeq names its product peroxisomal biogenesis factor 10 (gene pex10). Gene Ontology annotation, molecular function: zinc ion binding. Gene Ontology annotation, cellular component: peroxisomal membrane. The record is from RefSeq and is a predicted model, not a curated record. Gene Ontology annotation, biological process: protein import into peroxisome matrix. Lineage: Eukaryota; Metazoa; Chordata; Actinopteri; Labriformes; Labridae.